Molecule: messenger RNA, 3284 nt
Organism: Lutra lutra (Eurasian river otter)
Lineage: Eukaryota; Metazoa; Chordata; Mammalia; Carnivora; Mustelidae
Gene: CDR2L
Product: cerebellar degeneration related protein 2 like
Exons: 5
Coding region: 166-1563 (465 amino acids)
Source: RefSeq, a predicted model, not a curated record
GUCAGCGGCCGAUGGCGAGGGGGCGCGGCGCGGGCGGGGGCGCUGCAGCCGGAGUCCGCGACGCGGGAGGCCCGGCCCGCCUCCGCCGCAUUGUCCCGGGCCCCGCGCCCCGGCUCUGAGCCGCGCCGCCGCAGCGCCCGCCUGCCGCCCACCGCCCGCGGGGCCAUGCGGAGAGCUGCCGGGAUGGAGGACUUCUCCACAGAGGAAGAGGAGCCCUGGUACGACCAGCAGGACCUGGAGCAGGACUUGCACUUGGCCGCGGAGCUGGGGAAGACCCUGCUGGAGAGGAACAAGGAGCUGGAGGAGUCUCUGCAGCAGAUGUACUCCACCAAUGAGGAGCAAGUGCAGGAGAUCGAGUACCUAACCAAGCAGCUGGACACGCUGCGGCACAUGAAUGAACAGCACGCCAAAGUGUACGAGCAGCUGGACCUGACAGCCCGAGACCUGGAGCUGACCAACCAGAAGCUGGUGCUGGAGAGUAAGGCUGCCCAGCAGAAGAUUCAUGGGCUCACGGAGACCAUCGAGCGCCUGCAGACACAGGUGGAGCAGCUGCAGGCCCAGGUGGAGCAGCUUCGGGGCCUGGAGCAGCUGCGAGUGCGCCGGGAGAAGCGGGAACGAAGACGCACCAUCCACACCUUCCCCUGCCUCAAGGAGCUGUGCACCAGCCCCCGGUGUGAGGAUGCCUUCCGCCUGCACAGUUCCUCCUUGGAGCUGGGCCCACGGCCCCUGGAGCAGGAGAACGAGCGGCUGCAGACCUUGGUGGGUGUGCUGCGCUCCCAGGUGAGCCAGGAGCGGCAGCGCAAGGAGCGGGCGGAGCGCGAGUACGCCGCGGUGCUGCAGGAGUACUCGGAGCUGGAGCGGCAGCUGUGCGAGAUGGAGGGCUGCCGCCUCCGCGUGCAGGAGCUGGAGGCCGAGCUGCUGGAGCUGCAGCAGAUGAAGCAGGCCAAGACCUACCUGCUGGGCCGGGAGGACCACCUGGCCGAGGCCCUGCUCGCGCCCCUCACCCAGGCCCCCGAGACCGAUGACCCCCAGCCCGGCAUCGGGGACGACCCGGGCGCCCAGGACGGUGUCGCCUCUCCGGCCGCGUCCCCGGGCCACGCUGUGCGCAAGAGCUGCAGCGACACAGCGCUCAACGCCAUCGUGGCCAAAGACCCAGCCAGCCGGCACGCGGGCAACCUCACGCUGCACGCCAACAGCGUGCGCAAGCGCGGCAUGUCCAUCCUGCGGGAGGUGGACGAGCAGUACCACGCGCUGCUCGAGAAGUACGAGGAGCUGCUGAGCAAGUGCCGGCAGCACGGCGCGGGGGUGCGGCACGCCGGCGUGCAGACCUCGCGGCCCAUCUCCCGAGACAGCUCGUGGAGAGACCUUCGUGGGGGCGAGGAGGGCCAGGGGGAGGCCAAGGCAGGUGAGAAGAGCCUGAGCCAGCACGUGGAGGCUGUGGACAAGCGGCUGGAGCAGAGCCAGCCGGAGUACAAGGCACUUUUCAAGGAGAUCUUCUCCAGGAUCCAGAAGACCAAGGCCGACAUCAACGCCACCAAAGUCAAGACGCACAGCAGCAAGUGACCCUUUCCCCGCCCGCAGCCUCCCCCCGGGGUCUGGCCAUGGGGCUCCUCCUGCCCUGGCGGCGCAGCCUCGCGGGAGGGAGGGAGCCCCGUCAAGCAGCAGUACGGCCCAGGGGAGGCUGCUCUCCAGCCCAGGCAGCGUGUGGGGGAUGCAACUUGUUCUCUGCUCACUCGGGAGCCCGUCAACAUGGAAAACGGCUGGCCUCCCAGGACCGUCCACCACCCUGCGUCAGCCCAAAGACGCAGCUGAGAGUUGCAGAGCCAAACGUCCCCACUGCCCGAGGAUUCCCAGCUCCCCAGCCCUUGACUUCCUGACCCUGGGCCUUGCUCACAGAUUUGUGGCCACGCUUCUGAAAGCCAUUCUGGACCACUUGGCUUUUUUUUUUUUUUUUUCCUUUCUUUCCAAAGUUCGGUUUUUUUUUAGAGAUUUGCAAUGCAAGGUCUCCCCACGCCCUUGCCACAACUGGAAACACUUGAAGGGAGAUCCCCAGGCCAGCUGUUGCAGGUUCCAGGGGUCUCCUGGACCACCCACUGCUUCUCCUCAGCUGUGAUGCGCUGUCAUUCCUUUAGCACCAGCUGUCCCAUCUCCAGGGUCCUGACCAGGUCAGGGACGGCUCCUGCCAUGCAGAGCAGAACGCCUCAGCCAGGCCCAGAGUGCCCCCCCACUUUUCCCUGGAGACCCUCAGCCCACUGCAGAUCUGUAGCCAAUCAGAGGAGGGGAACAGGGAGCCCCUUGGCAGCCAUACACGAACGUGCACGCUGCCUCCCUCAGAGCCAGCCUCCUAGGGCUGCAGCCCUGGAAAUGCCUUCUGGCCAUUAAGCCUUCCAGGAGUCUGGGCGGUGGGGAGCCCCCAUCUCUGCACGCCACCUCUAACUCACCAAGCUUGGCCUCUGCCUGCCCCCAUCUCAGGGACCAUGAUGUGUCUCAUUCACUCCCAUGCUCCCCACAGGCCGACCCCUCCUCAGAUCAUGCCUGCUGCCCCCAGAAUGUCCCGGGCAUGUGCCACCAGCCAGUGGUCCCAGCAUCCACCCCUGCCCCCCUUCCCCGGGGACUGCCCAAGAUCCCCAUCUAUACUGAACAGUAUUAAAAUGGGACCUGGUGGGGAGCAUGUCUUCUCUCUCCCAUAGAAUGCCUGUUCUUAACCUCCCACCUUUCUGGGGGGCUUUUGAGCACCCAUUUGGGUCACAGGUUAAACCUUUUGUUAAGGCUUCAGAAAAUCCAGCUUCGGCUAAGAGAUGUCCAGGUCCCCAGCUUGCCCUGAGCAGUUCUUCAGGGUUUCCAGUUCCUUCUACCACCCAUCCGGAGAUCCUUCCACACAGCCCGGCGGAAGGUGGCAGCCCUGGCCUCUGUGCUGGGAACCCAGCAGGGACCUUCAUGCCUUAUCUGUUUCUAAGGGGUAAAGGGGUUUUCUUAACAAGCAUGCCCGACCUCCCUAGAGUCGCUACCCUGCUCUCUGGGCGGCACUGUGAUGAGCGCUGUCGACUGGUCCUUCCGUUCACACAUCUUGGAACCCUUUGUCCUUUGGAGCUGGGCAGUUCCCAGCCCUCCGUGUGUCUCUGUCAUCUAGGGUGGAGGGGAUAGGGUGGGGGAAGGGCUCCUGCCUGUUUGCUCCCCAGUUCUGUAGCGGCCGACCAGCGUCACCUUUGAAGUAUACAUGAGAGAAAUAUAUUUACAAAUGCUUUAUUCUCUUCUUUAAUAAAAAAUGCAGCAGUAUUCUAAAA